AUGAAUGAUUCAGAAAACCUAGUGAGGCAGUGUCAUCACAGGUCAAAUGAGGAACAAGCUAUAGGGGUACAUGAGUCACACGUGGAUCACUUAGCAUCACCUGCUGAGGAUGCCUGUGAGGCAGGCUUUAUGUCAGGAAAUGAUGCAGGACGAGGAGAGGCAGGGGUCACUGAUUUAACCCCCCGACCAAAUCAAGGCGACAGCCCCGUUGAGCUGUGGCUGGACGCAUGCCAGUAUCUAACAAGUGAGGAUACAGAAAAUAGGGAUGGCUCGAAUAAGACAAGUCAUUCUGUGAUGCAAGAUGUACUCACGGGUACUAGUGACUGGUUUUCCUCCCCAGGAGAGACUCAAGUAUCAGGUUACUACUCAGAUGGAAGUGAGAUGAUUGGCUGGUCUAGUGAUGACACCAAAGGUUGGGGGCCACCGGUUGAGAGGUGGUCUUCUGUGGACAGCUGGGCAAGUGCACUCUCAGACUGGACGGAGAUUAUUGCAGCUCCACCAGAGGACUUUACAGCUGCAUUCACAGAGAUAGGGGCUGAGAUAGAUGCUUUGACACAGGCACUAGUAGACACACACGCUCAAAUAGACUCAGAGUCUAAAGGGGGUAAGGGUCAAGAAGGAGCAGCAGUACAGACACAUUCACAGCUACCCAUGGGUGUCCAGGAUCAUCCCUUUGAGGCACAGAACAUCCCAGAGGGAGUUAUGCUCUCUGGGCAGGGCUGUCUCUUUUUCAGCCUUGAAUCUUCCGUAGUAGAGCCCCGAGACAGAGAUGCCUCUCAGAGUGUUGAAUCCUUGUGUGAUUCAGUACAAGACACACAAGUAUCAAAAGCGCCAGAGGAGAUCCAGAGCAGCCAGGCUGAGAGCGCCCCAUGUCCAUCAAGGCAGGAGUCAUCUAUAGUGAUGAUGGCCUCUUCUGGAGGAUACGACACAAGCGUGACUCCUGGAUCGGCCACUUCUGCUUAUCUGGAUUUUUGUCACCUUGGUGGAUUUGGGGAGUCAGAGACAGACAGUUUAAUCAGCUAUGAAGUGGAUCCAAUCAUUCUGAGUAUAAUCGAGGAUACAGAUCUGGAGGGACAAAAUGCACCUGCAGGGCUCAUAGAGGACAAGGUAAGAUCGCUUGUUUUAUAUCUGUUUUUAUUAGUCCUUAUUUUGUAGUACUAGUAUACUGGGGGAUUCUGACCCGUGUUGGUCAGGUUUGUUCCUUGGCUUUUGUGGAAAGUGUGACACACCAUCCCGUACAUACAGGUAAAUACAUAGUUGAGCCCAUGAUCUCAAACACAAAUCCUGUUCUUUGAAGUGAAGGGUAGCAGUGGUUGGAAAGAUUCGCCCUUUACUGUAGAAAGAAUAACAACGAUCACCUUCACAUCAAUCGUGCUUGCCAAGAGAUAAACCCGUCACGCACUUUGGAAACACAGCCAGAACAUGAGGAAACAUUCCCACUCUUGCCCUUGUCAGUGUUGUCAUUCUUACUUUCAAGCAAUGAUAGCGAGUCAGGAGGUAUGUACAGUACUCCUGAGAAUGAAAUCCACAUUGGUCACCACAUGUCAGACCCACAAGUAUUGUCACCUUGCUUUGGAUAGAAGCCAUUCAUUUUGCACCCCAGAACUGUCACCUAUGUGAGAUUCUGUAAUAUUAUUGGAUAAGUCCUUUGGCGUCCAUCUCAAAGACCGACAGCUGUGUGUGCUGAAGGAAGCGGGAGUGCCUGAGGGGAAAACUUCAGAUGGACAGAAAUGGCAUCUAAUAAUAGCUAAGAGUUCAAUGAUAAUAGCAUGCAUCCGUGGCGUGUCAGGGUGGAGGGGUGAGAGGAGAGCACAGCUGAGGACUGAAACUUGACCCUCCCUUGCGCUCUCUCUCUCUUUUUCUAUACGCCCUUUAACAGACCCAUUCCCACCAGGUCUCCUUUAAAAACCCAGGAUCAGAACGGCAACAGGUCUUCAGGCCUUAGAGACUGAUUGUGAUUGGCUUAGGUACACAGGGCAUAGCUGGAGCACUUGUCCAUAACCGUGACAGUGUUGCUUUCAGUUGCAUGAAGGACAUAUGGACAGUAGGGUUGGAUAUAGAAGCAUGGUGUUUUGGAAAGUUCUGCUUUGUGGCUCUAUAGAAAGGUAUGUUUUUAAGAUUUGGAAAGCAUUUUCUUGUUGCGUAAUAUCUCCAGAAUCUGCUUUGACUAUGAGGACCUGUGUAAAUCAGAUCAAAAAUAUUUCUUUCUAGUGCAGGACACCACAAGCAUCAGAAUUGUUCAAUUUCUUCAAACUUAUUGUUUUCUAAAUAUUUGUCAAUUUUCACCAGCAGCCCCUUGGAGGUGAAUUGUGUGAAGUGACAGAUGAACCCCGUAUCUCCCAGCCAACUUCGACUGAGGAGCAGGAAGCUGAAAGGAGCUUUGGGCCAGCUGAGGUUGAUCGCGAAGGAACCGAAUGUCCAACAGAUCUUGGUUCCCUCACCACACACACUCAGACGAGCUGGCACGUGCCAGGUGAGGACAUAAAACCUGGCGUGCAAAUUAAAGACCCUGCACACGAGUCAUCUGACACUUCACCCGACUUUGACGGAGCAUGUCAGUUGGAGCCACUUGGGGGGAGUCCGAAGUUUAUUAUGCCCUUGGCUCCUCUCAGCAUUGGCUCCUCCUUGGUCUGUCGAACAAGCACCAAUUUGGACAAAGAUCAAACUUGUGUUAAAAAGGAUCUAAAUGACAAUAGAGACCUCAGUUGUAGUCGCAUACAACCUUGUGAUCUCUGGCCAACCUUGGAUGGGAUUACCGAUGAGCAAUCUCUCAAGGGCGAUGAGGAUUUGGUUGUUGAAAAGGAAAAUACAGUAGAGUCUUCUGACAAGCCUUCCUCAGAGGACCAACUGGGCUCUAAUACCGAGUGUGUCCUCACUGCAAGAAAAACAAUAAAUUACGAUAUCAGUUACCUCAGUGAGGAAUUUUCAAACUUGGUCGCCAUCCCUGCAGGUAAUUUUGUUAUCUCAGAGGAGAGCCGUGUUGCAUACAUCACUUUAGAUUUAAAUGAUCCGUUUGCCCCCAGGGUUGUAAAACCCACAGAGGUAAAUCAGAAAACAGCUGAAAAGAUGCCUCACAAAACACGCUCCAAAAAGGACAAAUCAUCUGGUCAUCAUCAUGGUGCACAAGCCUCAAAGAAACCAGACUCUGUUUCAUCUCACCACAUUUCAGCUCAGCAAAUCUGCAAACAGCAGGACGCUGCUCCACUUGCUGGAGAAAAUCAUACCAGUGAGAACACUCCAGCUGUGCUCGAUGACAAAGAUGACAAAGAGGCUAAAUUAGUGAUUGAGACUUGUAUUGCAAAUGAGAAAGCUCUGAGCAAGCCACAUGGAAAAAAGAAGAAGAAACACACUCAGAGUGCAACAGGAGUGAAGAGCGUGGGGGAACCACUGGUCGAAGUGGAGAAUGGAGCAAAACCAAAGAGUGCAAAAGGAAAGAUUGAUCUGUUUGAGGCUAAGCUGGACGCUAAAGUUGGGAAAGCUCAAAAGGACAGCAAAAAGUCAACUGGCGUGGAGAAAGUUUCCCAGCAAACAGCGGCUAAGGCUUCCCAGGAUGAACCAGCCCCACGCCAAACAGAGCACAAAGACCAUCAAUCUAAAACUUCCCUGAGUCCUUCGAAUGAUGAUAUUAUAAAAAAGCGACGCCUGUCAGGAGAUAAGUUUGGGAAGAUUUUAAGUGUUUUAGAGUCUAAAUUACCAAAACAAGAGGUUCCUUUGAAGGCAAAAGGGGAGGAAGCCAAGGUAGAAACAGGGGAAGCUCGCAAGAAGGCGUACAAUGAGGUGGUCAAACAGAAAACCACACCUACGGAAGGUAAACCAUAAAUCUGCUAUUCUUCUGUAUGUUAAUACAAAGAAACCCAUCAUUCAUCUCCUGAUAAAACCACUAUAAUAUCUGCAGAAAUAACAGUGGUGAAGACUAUCCAGGCAGUGUCCGUGAGCGGCGAUCCCCAAAGUUUGUGCCUGUGGUGUCAGUUUUCAGCGGUCUUCUCCAACCACACUGUCACCUGGAGCAGAGAUGGCACCGUCCUGUCUGAAAUCAAGAGAAGGUAGGAGGUUUUGUUGAAAAUACAAGCCUGCCGACACUACACCAAUUCGCAAACAUGGAUCAGUCAAGCCAUCAGACAAGAAAGACAUAGCAUUAUAUGAUCCUGUGAUGCAUGAUUUAGAUCCAGUCCUGAAGGGUAACAUUGCUUUGUUUUGCUGCAUGUGUGUCUCCCUGAAGUGCAGGGGAUGAGAGCAGAGUGUCCCUGACCGUCUCCAACGCCUCCCACAAAGACUUGGGCAAGUACCAGUGUCAGCUCACUAGUCCACAUGGAUCUGUCACUCUGGACUACCUGCUAACAUAUGAAGGUAUAGAACAUGGCUCAGCUACACAAUCUUUAAAAUACUGUAGAUGAAGAACAUGAAUAUUCAAAGUGUUUCUUCUUUGGACUAUUCUAGUGCUCAGUGAGAUUGUCAUCCCUCUGGCUCCUAAGACCAUCACAUGUAAGUUAUGCUCAUGCUGACAAGCUUUAAGACACAGCUGAGCUUUUGUUUUAUAAUUUGACAUUGAUCUUGGGUGUGACAAUGUGCCGGCUUUUAUUUUUCCCAGCUGCUCCUGCAGAGGUGGGAAGUGAAGAAGAGGAUGUCAAAUGCUCCAGGCUUCUCUUCAAAGAGGACUUCUUAUCCGACCAAUACUUUGGGGAGAAUCAACCUGCCAGUAUCAUCACAGAAAAGAUCCACUUUGGGGAGGGGAUGCACCGACGGGCUUUCCGGACUAAGUUGCAGGCGGGUCAGAUACCCCUUUUACUUCCUGGACACCCCUGUGUGCUCAAAGUGCAUAAUUCUAUCAGCUACGGGACCAAGAACAACGAAGAGCUGGUUCAGAAGAACUUCAGCUUGGCUGUCGAGGUAAGAGGAAAAACACAAGGCUUAAAGAAUGUUCACUCUAUUGGCCCAUCAUUGUCUUUAUGAUUACAUGCAUGAAACCCCACUGAGCAAUAGAUGGCUAUUAGACGUUUAGUUUUUUUUUAUAGACCUAAUUUUAACCAUCUAGAGUUUGUGUAUUUUUAGACGGAAUUUAGAAGUUGCACUUUAACCCAUUGUUCGAUAACUAUUUAUUUCAAAAAGCAACUGUGAGCUACAUAACUGAUCUCCAAGUACUUGACCAAAAUAAUUAUGAUAGCCGUUGAGCAAUAUACAGUGUGGUAUAGAUAUAGUCCAGAUUUGGACUUGGUCUAAACUUGGUCUAAAUUUAGAUGUGGUAGCCUGAUUUUAGACCAGUCGUUUAGGCUACAUUUAAAUGUCUAUUAGACAUCCUUCAGACCACAAAAUGCUCUGUGGGACCUUUGAGGUCAGGAUCACCGUAAAUAGGGUGCUUGAGGGCUUGUGAUGAUGAGCCCCACAUAUGUAUUAGACACCACAUAUUAAAUAUCUCUGGAAACUUUCUGCCACAAGAUUUCGUUGAUGAAAUAAUUUAAACUAUUUUGCAGGUUUAUCACAGUGAUAACAUACAUAUUCUGAUAUACAUGGCUCAAAAGGUCUGUGGCAUAGAAUAACGGCAGCUGGAUGAAUCUGCCAUCAAAUUCCCAAAUAGUGAUAAAACACUGAAUUUUCUCAACAACAUUACUCGUCGUAAUUUUUUAUAUGUAGGAUUUAAUUGAAUUUACUUUUCCUUGAUGUUACUGUAAAAAUCAUCUUUUUGAUUUGAUUUCAAACAGAUAAAAGCGUUGCUGUGUAUCAGAGAUAAGCACCUCAGAACACAUAUUAUAGUAAAAAUUGUGGGUCAUCUUUUGAUUGGCCAACCCAGCAGUUCUGAUUUGAGUUUCAUGGAGGCUGUAAGAAGUGUGCACCUACAGCCUUUGACAUUAAUGUUACUGUGUGGUAAAGUAAGUGUAUUAUUGGCUUUCUGUAGGAGUGCCAGGUCCAGAACACAGCAAGAGAGUACAUCAAGGCGUACACCACCGCAGCCCAGUCCUUUGAAGCCUUCGGUGAAGUCCCAGUGUGAGUUACACACACAGUAUUGAGAGCUACAAGCUCAACACCAUACAACAUUCAUCUUUCUUCAGUGUUUUAAAUUAUUUAAAAAGUUCUUUCUGCUUUUACCAGGAUCAUUCCCAUCUACCUGGUUCACCGUCCAUCUAACGACAUCCCGUACGCAACGCUGGAAGAGGAGCUGAUCGGUGACUUUGUCAAGUAUUCAGUGAAGGACGGCAAAGAGAUCAACCUGAUGAGACGUGAUUCAGAGGCAGGACAGAAAUGUUGUGCUUUCCAGCACUGGGUCUACCAUAACACUGAGGGGAACCUGCUGGUUACAGACAUGCAAGGUUGGAAAAUGAGAAACUUUGAGUGUAUGCAAAUGAUCACAUUAUUUACAUGGAUUCUAAAUUAUAAUUCACAGGACUAAAUUUUAGCUGUUUCUUUUUUUUUUAGGUGUGGGAAUGAAGCUUACAGAUGUGGGAAUAGCCACGUGUAAGAAAGGGUAAGUCAUCUGUUCAACUGAUCAGUGAUAAAAAUCUUUCUACGUCGACACAGAUGCAUCAACAAUCUAUUCUUUUUUAAGGUACAAAGGCUUCAAAGGAAACUGUGCCACCUCCUUCAUUGACCAGUUCAAAGCCUUGCACCAGUGCAACAAGUACUGUGAGAUACUGGGGCUCAAAUCCCUGCAGCCCAAACCUAAAAAACCUGCACCCAAACCUAAACAGCAUCCUGCUGCUGCACCCAAGAAGAAAACUUUUGGGCCCACAGUGAAGGGCAAGUCAUAAUACGAUGAGAGCACUGGACUAUGGAGUUUGUUUUUUGUUAACAUGGUGAAGUUUUUUGAUUUUCUUUUUUUUACUUCUGGACCUUCUGGAGUUUCACCUGUUCAAGAGGAAAAACAAAGUAUUCAAAUUUUGAAUCACGGAGGAGGGGGACGAUUCAACCUGUUACGCAACACAUGACUCCUAUUUCAUAAGAAGGUUUUCUUUAUCUCAUGUUGAACAUUUGAUAAAUUUACUUUAUUUCAACGGUGAUAUCACCAGAGAUGUUUUAUCAGUGAAAGGGCAUCAUGUUCUACGGGGACACUUUAUUUCAUAACUUCUGGGAAAACUGUGACAAAUCUAAUAUGCUUGAACACUUGAAAAUGAUUGAGAGAAUGAUGUGUUUGCAGACAAAGUCGAACUUUGAUGUCUUAGCGGUUGCUUUAUUGAAGUGAUGCAAUGAUGUUGUUUGUGGUCUUUUCUACGUCGGUGAUGUUUUCUAGCUGUUAGUUCAUUAAAUUAAUGAACUUUUUAAUUGAUUAAUUAGAGAAAAUGUCUUCCAAGUAAAGGACAUUAACUGCUUUGAGUAAUGUGACAUAGUAUGAGCGGGUAUUUUUGUGCGUUUGGUUUGCGAUGGAACGGAGAAAUUUGGCAAACUUUUAUUCAUUUUAAUGUUGAAAAAUUUUUAAGUUGGCCGGCUACUAAAAAAAUAAAAAAGUUCAUUUGAUAUAACACACUUUCUGCACAGAUGCUGAUAUUAAACGUGCCUUUGGGUGUAUUUGCCAAAAAUUGGUUGUAUCCUCUGCAGUAUUUCUGUUUUUUGGAUUGAUUUUGAGACCUUGGCAUCGCUUUAUGGAUCUAUAUGGGAAGCCAAGUUUACUGCCAAAGCCAACUCAAGCCCAUUUGAUCUCUAAAGUAUGCCAGCUAUUCAACCACAAUCUCAAACUGUCUCUAUAUAAUAAGCCUCUGUCCUGCUCUCACUGCUGACUUUGAAAUCCCUGACCCAAAUUGCUGACAUGGCUCUAAGGUUGCGGCUUUGGCCAGUGUGUGUAAGCAAACAGUAGAUCUUUGUUAUUAAAGAGAUACUGGUUAAAA
Messenger RNA from Xyrichtys novacula (pearly razorfish), 7811 nucleotides. The record is from the annotation of a GenBank genome assembly. NCBI's taxonomy places the organism in Eukaryota, Metazoa, Chordata, Actinopteri, Labriformes, Labridae.